CAACAGGCACAAUAUAUUACAGUCUAGGGCUCGCUGCUGAAAAGCCUGCUGGAUCUUCCAGUGACCUGCUGUUCUUUCUUGCCUUCCUGUGUGUUUUUUCUUCCUCCCUGGAUUUCGAUUAAAAACAAAGCUUGUUCUUCUUCCUCCCUCAUCCUUGUAGAGCAAAGCACAGAAGGUCUUCUAGUUUGAAGGUAGAGUUAAAAGAGGAACAAGGUUGGAAGACUCUGGCACAUUCGAAUGGAGGUACGUGUUUGUUCUGUAGCUUGUUGGGGACAUUCGCAGAAGGACAGGAUCAGAGACAGUUGGACAUCAUUCUUCGGGGUUCCCUGCUGCUCCUGAGCUGUCAGACAACCAAACAGAGACUGGAAGACUGGAACGUCACCCCAAGGAUUUCUGAGGGGAAAUCCAGUCCAAGUGUGAGGAAGGGGAUCUGUUUUAUGUGUACCCCUUGUUGGAUGGACUGACAGUCUUGUUCGGCGUGGGAUCCGGGCUUGGGAAAAGGAAAGAGCCGGGCUGCCAGUGCCAGAGCUCGAUCCGGGGCUCGUUCCCCGGUGGUUUGGGGACUCAGAGGUUCGGAGGGUCAGGAUAGGGUGUUGGCAAUCAAACCCAAACCGGGCAUCUCUCCGGUGACCAUGUACCCACAGGGUAGACAUCCGGUACCUCUGCAGCCUGGUCAGUCAUUUAAGUUCACUGUUCUGGAGACUUUGGACCGCAUUAAAGAAGAAUUCCAGUUCCUUCAGGCACAGUACCACAGUCUCAAACUGGAAUGCGAGAAACUGGCCAGUGAGAAGACCGAAAUGCAGAGGCACUACAUCAUGUACUAUGAGAUGUCCUACGGGCUCAACAUCGAGAUGCACAAACAGGCAGAGAUCGUGAAGCGUCUCAGCGCUAUCUGUGCUCAAAUCAUCCCUUUCCUCUCUCAGGAGCAUCAGCAACAGGUUGUUCAGGCAGUCGAACGUGCCAAACAGGUCACCAUGGCUGAGCUCAACGCCAUCAUAGGGCAGCAGCAGCUCCAGCACCUUUCUCACCACACUCCAGGUAUCCCUCUCACCCCUCAUCCUUCGGGCCUGUCCCUGGGCAGCACUUCCGGGCUCCUGGCCCUUACUGGAGCUUUGGGGGUCUCUGCUCACUUGGCAAACAAAGAUGAACGCAACCACCUAGACCCUGAACACCUUAGAGAGGGUGCACCGAGCAGGAGUAAGUCAGUAUCAUCGACGGACAGUCAGGUCACAGAGGAUCGGCAAGGUCCGUCGGGGUCGUAUGCCUCACAGACGGGCAGCGAUGCCAAACGAAGGCGUUGUGAUGAGAAAGACGUCCUUCCGUCACACUAUGACAGUGAUGGGGACAAAAGUGAAGACAAUCUCGUGGUAGAUGUUUCAAAUGAGGAGGCUUCCUCUCCGGUGGGCAGUGUUCCUCUCUCUCCUCACGGGAACGGUUUAGACCGAGUCCCAAAUUUAAGGAAGGAGCUCCCACUGUCCCCCAGUCCACCACCAGCUACCCCACCACACAGUCCACCUCCUGGCAAGAACAAGGACACAGUACAAACAGAGAAGUCCCAGUCGCCCUCCUCUAAAUCGGGCAAUUCCUCUCCUUCUCGCCACGACUCCCUAACCCCUGGUCCACCUGGGCCCAGCACUUCCUGUUUACGCUUGGUCAACAAACCGGCCUCUUCAGCAGAUCCUUUGGCCCUGCGAAGUCCCCUGACCAUGACACCCGGUUCCUACCCGACUCACUUUGGGGUGGUGUCUCACGCUGGGCUCAAUGGAGAGCUGGCCAGUCCGGGUGGGUUCGGUGGCUCGCUCACGCUCUCGCCUCAAAUCAGUGCCGCGGCCAGUGCCUACACACGCAGUCCUAUGGUAGCGUAUGAACCCCGUUCACAUCUUAGGCCUUCAGGGCUGUCCUCCUCACUGCCCGGCUCCACUGGUGGAAAACCUGCUUAUUCGUUUCAUGUGAGUGCAGAUGGUCAGAUGCAGCCUGUGCCCUUCCCUCCCGAUGCCCUCCUCGGUCCAGGUAUCCCUCGACACGCCCGUCAGAUUCACACCCUCAGUCAUGGUGAAGUGGUGUGUGCGGUCACCAUCAGCACCUCCACGCGUCACGUCUACACCGGUGGCAAAGGCUGCGUCAAAGUGUGGGACAUCAGCCAACCAGGCAGCAAGAGUCCGAUGGCCCAACUGGACUGUUUGAACAGAGACAACUACAUCCGUUCAUGUAAGAUUCUUCCUGAUGGGCGUACUUUGAUAGUUGGCGGCGAAGCCAGCACGCUGUCGAUCUGGGACUUGGCCACGCCCACUCCACGCAUCAAGGCCGAAUUAACGUCCUCGGCUCCGGCCUGCUACGCUCUGGCCAUCAGUCCAGACAACAAGGUCUGUUUCUCCUGCUGUAGUGAUGGAAACAUCGUGGUCUGGGAUCUGCACAACCAGACGCUUGUCAGGCAAUUCCAGGGUCACACAGAUGGAGCCAGUUGUAUCGACAUCUCCAACGAUGGCACCAAACUGUGGACCGGAGGUUUAGACAACACGGUGCGCUGCUGGGACUUGAGAGAGGGACGACAGCUCCAGCAGCAUGACUUCACCUCACAGAUCUUCUCUCUGGGUUAUUGUCCUACGGGUGAAUGGCUUGCGGUUGGGAUGGAGAGCAGUAAUGUUGAAGUGCUGCACGUCUCCAAACCGGACAAAUAUCAGCUGCACCUUCAUGAGAGCUGCGUACUCUCGCUCAAGUUUGCUUACUGCGGAAAAUGGUUUGUGAGUACAGGAAAAGACAAUCUGCUCAAUGCAUGGAGGACACCAUAUGGAGCAAGUAUAUUCCAGUCUAAAGAGUCCUCGUCCGUUCUAAGUUGCGACGUCUCCCCGGACGACAAGUAUAUUGUAACGGGUUCUGGGGAUAAGAAAGCCACAGUAUAUGAGGUGGUAUACUGAAUGCAGAAAAGAGGGAUUGAAAAAUUGGAACGGGUGAGCAAUACGCAAUCAUGGCAGCAGCGGCAGGCAACCAUGGCUCUUUUGUUUGCUGUGUGCUAUAUUCAUUCUGGUGCAUUCAUCCCAUCAAAUUCCCUUUGUUUUUCAUAGUUAGACAGAAGAAGGCAAUGGCUUUGUUGCAACUUAUUUAUGGUAAGCACUGUAGGUGUAUGCAUCAAGAAGACCCUUAUGACAUAAUGCAAUUGCCAAAAAUUUGUUUAUCCGGCUAAGCUAACCCGAAGACACUGAGUGGGAUGAUGUAUCCCAUGAUGCAAUUAACUUAAUUAUACACAAUAAAGAAGCCAUAUGUAAGAAAAACACUUAUAUACAAUCAAAAACUAACCUAGUGCGAUCAGGGUUAUUUUGCGAUAAUUACUCGCUAUUAUAAUGAUUAUUACACGGAUACUUAUAAAUGUGUAAAUGGACUGAAAUAAUGACUUGUGUUGAGAUUACUUAAUUAUGUGACUAAAGCAUGGAAGGUGUACGUUGUAUGAGACGGACUGUUGGAGGCAACGAUACAAUGCGUGUUUUGGCCAAUUUUUUUUUAACCGAAACCAACAAGUAAACAUGUUAUGUUAUUAAACUGCAAUAACUGCAUACUGUAUAAUCUCUGAAUGUGCUAUUUUUAAAAAAAAGAAUAGUUUGGUGUUUAUAGUAUAUACUGCCUAGUAAGCAGUAUUCUAGUGUUUGAUUCCAAACGUAUAGCAAGUGAGAGUUAAUUAGCACAGGCGGUGAGCUAAAAGAAAAAGCCACAUAGAAGACAGUGGGUAUUUAGGGAUUGCCUACUUAUAGAUACACCAACACCAGACAAUCAUUUCAUUACCCUCAACUCCCUCCAUAAUAGGGUGUAGGCAAGACAGCGCAUCACUUCCCCUAAGAAAACAAACUGUUCUGAAGCUCACGUCGGGGCGUCUCCGGUUGAACACGAUAUAUGGGCAUGCAAACAAUUCUCUGCUCUCCAAUUCAACCCAAUUAGACAUUCAUGUGGCAGAUCCCAGACUUAUUCUCCAACCUGCAUUUAAUUUUCCUUUUCCCACAAGCUGGUGUCUAAUGAGGAGCAAGGCUAAAACAUGCUGCAUAUAUUUACAAUUCAUUUCAAAUCCUGUGGAUUAUCAUACGGAUGUACUUGUUUUCAUGUGAUUUAAUUAUUAACUUUGAAUACAGAAAUAUCUUAUUUGGGUAUAAAAAAUAGAAAUGUAAAGGUAAAAGUGUAAUGCAACCUGUUCUCGCAUCAGUUUGAUUAAAAUGUGAGAGGUUGAAAUACAGGUCCCUGGUGCACACCAUGAAUAAGAAGAGCUGUGGUUGCCAACUUGACCGGGAAAUGUUCAAGGAUGGAUUCAACAGGAUUUAUAUACUACAUGGGAAAUAAUUUUUUGUUUUUAAUUCUUUUGAUCUAUACUCCUUUUCCCAAUUCUCAGAUUGUUAGAUGAGUCAACUUAUGUUUUGCUUGUGAGCUUUCCAAACAAAAGGAGGAAUUGUAUAAAAUCAAUAGAUUCUUUCAUUUUUAUGGCAAUAGUGUUUUGAUCAGUCUGUUAUUAAGCGGAAUGUCCCAUGUGUUCUUUUUCAUAAAUUGCUGAAUAUAUGGCUGCUUACAAACAGCGUUGUCUUUCGUUUUAAGAUGGACCGUCUUACUGCACGAUCUGUCUUUGACCCCAUGUUAUCAAUAAUAUCUGUAUCUAUAUAAUCUUACGUUACACAUUGUUUCUAUACCGAGAACAGCAUACACUGUUACGUUUUUGUUAAAGACUGUUAAAAGCCAAGGAACUUUUUUCCAAAGGCAUCGCUGUGAUAUCCCCUGUAGCACUUCCCAUGUGAUGUAAAAGAUAUGUAUACAUUGAAAAUUAAACUUGUGUUCAUCUUGUCAA
Messenger RNA from Paramisgurnus dabryanus, 4816 nucleotides. It is a transcript of the gene tle2b, whose product is annotated as TLE family member 2, transcriptional corepressor b. Lineage: Eukaryota; Metazoa; Chordata; Actinopteri; Cypriniformes; Cobitidae. Gene Ontology annotation, molecular function: protein binding; transcription corepressor activity. Gene Ontology annotation, biological process: regulation of DNA-templated transcription; negative regulation of canonical Wnt signaling pathway. The record is from RefSeq and is a predicted model, not a curated record. Gene Ontology annotation, cellular component: transcription regulator complex; nucleus.